This is a messenger RNA of Panicum virgatum (switchgrass), 809 nucleotides long. RefSeq lists its product as uncharacterized. Bases 55 to 606 code for a protein of 183 amino acids. The transcript has 2 exons. The record is from RefSeq and is a predicted model, not a curated record. NCBI's taxonomy places the organism in Eukaryota, Viridiplantae, Streptophyta, Magnoliopsida, Poales, Poaceae.
CAUCGCCACAGCGAGCAGUGCACACCGUCAUCCUUGUAGCCAUCACUAGUAGUGAUGUCGAUGCUGAGCUCCUACACCUUCCUCAGCCUGGCUCCGGCGCAGGGAAAAUUCUCUCCCGCCCCCCUGCAGCUCCGUAAACAGCCGGCGGCGUCAUCGUCGGUCGUGGUUGUCCCUUGGGCCCCAUGCAAGGUGUCCCGGGCUCCUCGCUUGGCGUGCUAUUCGAAAAAGAACACGUACGACAUCCUACCCACCGCCCUGGUGCACCCAUCAGUCGGCGAUCACGGCAACUGGAAAAUGGCCGAAGACAAGGACCACAUCACCCUCGACUUCAACGUGGGACGUGAGACGGAGGUGAGUGAACUGGAGGUUGCAACGACCAGGGACCAGGCGCUCCUGGUCAUCAGGUACAAGGGCGACAGCAGCGACGUCAACAACCCGGCGGCCUCGCUGGACGUCCGCUUGCUGAUGCCUCCAGGCUACGACGGUAACAAGGUGAUGAAGGCGGAGAUCCUCUCUGACGGCUGGCUGAAGAUUAUCAUCGCCAAGCCUAAGCAAGAGCCCACCACGAUAAAAGUCACUAAACAAAUUAUAGACAAGUCUAAUUAGCGACGGUUGAAACACCAUCUCCACAGACGGCCGGACACACGGCCCGUCGUUAAACUAAUGUACGAACAAGCAGUAUGCACGUGUAACUUGUACGGCCAAGAAAGAAAAAAACAAAUAAUCUUGUACUCUGGUGUCCGAUCAUACAUCUCCUACUGUAACUACCUCAUUGUGAUUCAAUCUAUAUAUGUUGUGAAACACGGAUA